ACGCGCGGACAGGAGAGCUUUGGUUCCUUUUUUCAAGCAUAACGCUCUAUCUCACAUCCGGGGUUGGUUUAGUCUAAUCUGCAGCAAGUUAACCGGAAAAUAUGCGCAUGAGAAAAAAAAAGUGUGCAACCAAAGAAGCGAGGGUUUCAGAGCAUACACGCCGCUCCCGGCUCGGCCGGCACGGGACAGGAGUAUAUCAUCGCUCCCCUUAGGCACCGACAACGACCCCCGAGACUGCCAGAGGGUUAACAGAGAGUGUUGGGAAUGCCUUAUGUAGAUCGACACAAUCGCAUUUGUGGCUUUUUGGAUAUUGAAGAAAAUGAUAGUAGCAAUAAGUUCCAGAGACGCUAUUUUCUCCUGGACACGCAGGAAAACUUUCUCUUCUGGUACAUGGACAAUCCACAGAAUCUCCCCAGUGGUACUGAACCUGCAGGAUGCCUUCAGCUGACAUACAUCUCCAAGGUCAGUGAGGCAACAGCUAAACAGAAGCCAAAGGCAGAAUUCUGUUUUGUGAUUAAUGCUCUGUCCAGAAGGUAUUUUCUUCAAGCCAAUGACAAAAAGGACCUGCAGGAGUGGGUAGAUGCACUGAACCGAGCUACCAAGAUUACGGUUCCUAAAGUAAAUCAAACCCCUGCAUGCACAGAAGUGAAAGCAGUUGCCGUGUCAUCUCAACCAAAGAAGCAGCAAGUGGCCUACAAGACAGAAAUUGUCGGAGGUGUGGUGGUUCACACACCAAUUAAUCCAAAUGAAGAUGAGGAGGCAGAGGGACGAGAACCUUUACCAGUCCAUACUGGCCUUAAACGCUGUCAGAGCCACAUCCCUUUCUCUAGUCCUAGCCGACCUGGUGUCAUCAAAAGUGGAUACUGUGUUAAACAGGGGAAUGUGAGAAAAAACUGGAAGAGAAGAUUCUUUACACUGGACGAGACCUCUGUGAAUUACUUCAAAUGUGAAACGGACAAGGAUCCACUUCGUUCAGUUCCUUUAAAGGAUGUACAAAAGGUUCAUGAGUGUCUUGUUAAAUCUGGUGACUUCUUAACAAGGGACAACCUCUUUGAAAUAAUUACAAGCUCCAGAGUAUUCUACAUUCAGGCAGAUAGUCCUGAAGACAUGCACAGCUGGAUCAAGGCCAUCAAUACAGCACUGCAGCAGUUCCGUGGUCCUGUGAAGGAUUCAUUUAGCCGCACCUUAUCAUUGCACAGAUACAGGACCCAGAACUUCAGUAAACAAACAGGAGAGGAAAAAAAGAGCCAAUUGGUUAAGUCUUCUUCAAUAGCCUCCUCUUGGCAGCCCUGGACACCCAUCACCCCAUCAAAAACCAUUGGGACACCAGGGAAUACAAUCCUUGAAGAAGUGACUGGACAGUUCAGCUCUUUGCCCCUCCAAAGCACUCAGGAUGAUGUGGAAUCUCAAGGCAAGCGCAGACGGCACUAUUCCCAGCCUGGGGAGUGCAGUGGUACCAUGUUUCCUUCAACGUUGGAUGCUGAUGGCAUGAGAACCACAGAUGUGUAACUGUGAAACACCACAGUGCCUCCAAGAGGCAAAGCAUAGUUUUUUUUAUGUUUGAACUGCACUCAACUUUUAGCACAGUAGAAUUGUACUAAUGCCCAGCCCCAAAGGUCUAUCAGCAAAGUGAUGAAAUUAAAAACAUCAUCAUUUGGGGCACAUUGAUUCCUCUGUGUUCCUGCUUAAAGAUAGUUUUGCACUAGAAUCUCCCAAUUCAGCCUGCCAGCCAUCCCAGUGCAACAGUGGAGUGACAGAAACUAUUCACUGAUGAAGCAAGGUGAUAUAAUGAAAUAAUAUAGCACUCCUCAUUAAGUUUUGGCCUUCUUUUCCCAGAAAGUAUGCUGUGUCCUCUUUUUUGUAUGUAUUAUCAGGUGACUUAACUGGAAAACAGGAAGAAAAUGAGGACAUUUUUUCAGUAUUUGGUAUCCAAGGUUGGCUGGGACAAUUCACUAGCUAAGCAAUAAUUCAAAUUUUAAAAUUGGUAUUUGUGCCAGAAUAGUUUUACUCCUACAUUGAUGCAGCUUGGCAGUUUGCUAUUAAUGUGAAUAUUCUAAAGGUUAUGUGAAGGAUAUUUGGACUUUCUUUGUGUCUGGAACCAGGAUUUCUUAAAAAGUCAGAGGUGAGCCACUGCUGACUGCGCUAGAUUUGUUAUACAUCUCACAGCAUAUUACUGGAUGACACCUACAAAAAAAACAUCUUUCAAUAAAAGACGUUGAUAGAGGUGAACAUGAUGGAACAUAAGAACAGUACAAUAAAUCACAAGAAAACUAAGCAACUUCUAACUCUACAGGGCUAAUAGAGUUCACAGUGUUUUCACCGUCCUUUAGACAAAUUCGUAAGUGUGCUUUGCUUGCUGUUAACAUCUGCAUUUUAUCAGUUUUCUGUGCCUCUACAAAUUCUACCUCUGCUCAUGGCUCGGCCCAACUGUAAGUGGCAGUUUUAUUGUAACCAUCAUGGAGUCACACAAGCUGCUAUGAUUGUUAGUGACAGGUCACCACCAGCUGACAAGCUUCAUUUUGUAGUGACAUGUCACUGGUGAUGCCUGCCUGCAUAAUAAUAUUAUCAACAGCAAAACUAGAGGAAACAGGCAAAAUUCCAUGUUCAGAGUGUCUUUUAAUAAUAAUUCUGUACUUAUAAUUCAGAUAAGUAAAGUGACAUGCUCAGGGUUACAAAGUGAACCAGCAGCAGGAUUUAAAGCAACCAUUUCACAUGUUUCACAGCUUCCUUUAAAGCAGACGUUUAGGUCAGGCUUGCUUCCCAUAUUGGGCUGCAGCAAUUUGGAUGUUUACAUUCAAAUUCCCCCACUUCAAUUAUGUGCUCAUGUUCAGCAUUAGCAUAAAAAUGUUAGUUGUGUGCCUUUAAUUAGUGGUAGUCUCCUUAAGAAGAACAAGAAACAUUUAUGAUCUGCUGGUCAUACCACUACCUAUCGAUAAGCGAAGUAUUAUAUUACUCCACGUUAUUACAUAAUUUCUCCGCCUCAGCAGCUCUCGCUGAUUAGCAAUUAAAAAUAUACAUGAAAAAACAUUUUUUCUGUUGAAGGCACAAUAGUUGUCUUUAAGAUAAGUGUUCAUUAAAGUUAUAUUGCACCUUAGAAUAUCAGGUGGAGACACUGUCAUUGUGAUGAACAAAGUGUUAACAAGUUACUUAUUAGUUUGUCAAGCUGGCAGCAAUGCUGUGACAUAUCAGCAGCCUAUCUUUAUGACUCUAGAAUCCCAGUUUCAUUAAACUUGGCAAUGGAUUGUCCACAGAAAUCAUACUUCAUCAGUCUCUACUGUGCUAAAUUGUGGUCCAUGAUUCCCCAAGAUCCAUUUAUAUUUACCAAAAUGCUUAAAUAAUCAAGUCAGGUGGCAAGCCAUGCACUAGAGCUUAUAGUCAUCAUGUUCCUCCUGCAUCUUCAUCUUCGCUGUUCUCAUUGUGCCAGUCUGUAUUAAUUCCAACCAAUUUCUUAAUCAGAGCCAAAUUCUACUUUUAAUUCACAUCAUGGUUUACCUAAUUAAAUUUGCUGUUUUCCAGUACUGUCAGAUUGGAAAAAAUAAGGUUUAAGGUUAACAACAAAGGUACAAAUAUGGGUUGCUUUUCCUGCAAUCAGUGGUUGAGGCAAUACACUCAUUGCUUUCUGUAUAUAUUUCGCAUCAAGCUUUAAACAGAAGAAAAUUAUAUUGAAGAAUCAGCUUUAUUGUAGACUACAUUCUUUUGCAAGCAUAUUGAUUUGUUACCAGUUUUUAUUCCAAAUCAUUCAGAUGGAAAGGAUCAAAAAAGUUGGUUGGAAUAAAUUGACCUUCAUGUAAUACAAUGUGGGGCAGUAAUACAUAUUUUACAAUGACAGGUGACAAAAGCCAUUUCAUUAGAAAAGGUCUGCAUUUAAGGCAGGAGGCUUCUGAAUGAGAAGACAAAGCAUCAGCUGGACAUAAUCUGAUCUACAGACUUGGACAAAAGAGUUUGAAAAUUGAGGUUUCACUUUUUUCCAUAAACUAUCUCAGUAAUAAGUGGCACGUUUGCUAGUGAUGUUGUUGGAAAUGUAAUGCGAGUAGGAUUCAUAUUUACAUUUACAUGUAAGAUUGCUAUGCUUUCCUCUCUCAUUCAUGUAAGUUAGAUUGACUGGUGACUGUAAAUUGACCCAUUUUGAGUAUGUAUAUACGUCUUGUGUAAGGGUGGCAUCACAUUUACUGCUGGUUCCUGUCUUACAUCCUGUGCUGCAGCCCUGAAAUUAUUUUAUGUAAAAAGUGAACUUGUAAAAUGGUUGAUUAGCUGUUCAAAUUAGAAAUUUGGUACACUGUAUUAUUCCUUUAGGGAAUUUUUUUUUUUUCACAUGACUUAGGGUCAGCCAUUGUACAACGCCCCAGGUUAAGGGUCUUGAUGAAGGGCCCAACAGAGUAGAAUCACUUCUGGCAGUAAUGGGUUUUAAACUGGCAACCUUCCAGAUACGAGCACAGAUCCUUAAUUUCAUGGCCACCACAGUUUAUUAUGUUAAAGCUGAGGUAAUUAACAACUGAACAGAAAUAUCCAUGCAUGUGAAAAUAAGAGGUAAUGAGAUCCCUGACUGAAGCACAACAAUAAAGGGUAAGCCCAUCGACUGGUUGGCAAGGAUAAAAACUAGAAAAUAAAAUGAGGUAAUGCUGCAUAUUAACAGAAAUGAAAAACAUAUAUGAAACAAGAGUGUCAUAAAAUACAGGAUUUUCUGUGUGGAAUGCAUAAAAAAAAACCAAUCAUAAUCUAACCACCUUAAAAGUAUGCUUCCUUCUAAAGGGUAAUGUAACAGUACCAAUCAUUUUGAAGCUCCUCUGCCCAUUUUAGUCUUGUACAGUCAGUAAUCCUUGAAUGUCCAGUCAAUCCCAAGACCUGUGUCUUCUCAUGAAAAUGGGACUUUAUAUUCAUAGUGAUCUGGAGACACAAACUAUUGUGACAGAAACUAGCAAACGCCUCUGCAGAAAUAAAAAUUUAUCAGAUCAUAGGGAUGCAGUGCCAUCUGCUGGUCAGAAAUGCAACUGCACCUAUUCAUCUUCUGCCUUCUCACUCAUUCUCUUUCUAGUUGCACAGGGUUUUUUAAGCUCAAGUUGUACUUAGCAACAGUAUUUACUUCGUACCAUUCAAACCCAGAGGACUACAUUAGUGGCACCACUAUAAAAUGAAAGAUUUUGGCUUAUUUGAUUUUCAACAAGAAUGUUGCAGCUUUUAGAAAAAAAAGUAUACAAUGGGCACAUCUUAAAUUCAAAUGAUUUCUCAAUGUUGUAAAUGCAAUUAUUGUAUACAUAUUAAAAGAAUUGAAACAACA
Messenger RNA from Polypterus senegalus (gray bichir), 5275 nucleotides. RefSeq lists its product as uncharacterized. Gene Ontology annotation, molecular function: PDZ domain binding. The record is from RefSeq and is a predicted model, not a curated record. Gene Ontology annotation, cellular component: membrane; cytoplasm. The transcript has 12 exons. The coding region runs from base 265 to 1509 and encodes 414 amino acids. Lineage: Eukaryota; Metazoa; Chordata; Cladistia; Polypteriformes; Polypteridae.